Molecule: messenger RNA, 1094 nt
Organism: Lates calcarifer (barramundi perch)
Lineage: Eukaryota; Metazoa; Chordata; Actinopteri; Centropomidae
Product: PHD finger protein 21B
Source: RefSeq, a predicted model, not a curated record
AUGGUGGAACUCUCACUGCUGUGCCCAUCAAGGUGCCUCAAGUCAGCUCCCUGCACCGGCUGGCAGGACAAGCAGCCACUGUGCUACCUCAGGUCAGGCCAAAGACCCAGAUCCCGGACAGCCUUCCCCACAGUCCCUGUCAGGAGCUGCAGCCUCUCAGCCUGCAGAGGGCCACAGCCGUGGUCAGUCCUAAGAGCCAGGGCCCCACCCUGCCCACCGCCAACAGCACCUUCAGUCCCGAGCACCAGCCCAACGGCCAGAGCGACGCCUCGCCGCCGCCCCCGGCCCCUCCCCACGGGCCCUCAGUGGGCCCGGACUCUGGUGGUCCCGCCCAGCACGCCUCGGCUGGACCCGGCGUGGCGUACGCCAUCAUUGCCGCCUCGCCCGCCACCGGCAACGGGGUGUCCACCGUCAGCGAGGCCGUCAAGGUGAUAAUAAUCCAGCCGCAGGCCCCCAGCAGCACUGACGGGUCCCCGGGGACCCAGGCUGAUCUCCCAUCACAGGAGGCCCCGCCCGAACCAAAGUCCCCCUCCCAGAAGAAAGACGAGGACCCAGAGAAAAUCGCCUUCAUGGUCGCCCUCGGCCUCGUCACCACAGAACACCUGGAAGAAAUCCAGAUGAAGAGACAGGAGAGGAAGAGACGAAGCACAGCCAACCCGGCCUACAGCGGCCUGUUCGAACCAGAGCGUAAACGCCUGGCGUCACAUUACCUGAACAGCUCGCUCUUCCUGUCAGCACGAGACUCUGAGGACUUCUGCUGGAAGGAGGACUUGGAGCAUGACGACCACUGUGCCAUCUGUAAGGAGGACGGUGAAAUGCAGCCUUGCCACAACUGCCCCCGAGCCUUCCACCCCAACUGCCUGCACCCGCCGCUCAAAACCCCGCCCAGAGGCCCCUGGUACUGCCCCAAGUGUCAGAAGAAGGUUCUGAAUAAGGAGAACAUGUCGUGGCCACAGAACUUUGUUCAGUCCUACGUUACACACAAGACAGUGAGGCAGGAGGAGAAGCGACGGCUGCUGAGAAGAAACAACGAGCUGAAGAAAGAGUGCACUCACCUGGAAGAACAAGACAAACAGCUCAACAAGACGCUCAAA